This is a messenger RNA of Elephantulus edwardii (Cape elephant shrew), 870 nucleotides long. RefSeq names its product tumor necrosis factor (ligand) superfamily, member 13b (gene TNFSF13B). The record is from RefSeq and is a predicted model, not a curated record. The transcript has 6 exons. Gene Ontology annotation, molecular function: receptor ligand activity; tumor necrosis factor receptor binding. NCBI's taxonomy places the organism in Eukaryota, Metazoa, Chordata, Mammalia, Macroscelidea, Macroscelididae. Gene Ontology annotation, cellular component: membrane. The coding region runs from base 1 to 870 and encodes 289 amino acids. Gene Ontology annotation, biological process: immune response.
AUGGAUGACUCCACAGAGAGGGAGCAGUUACGCCUCUCUUGCUUUAAGAAAAGAGAAGAAAUGAAACUCAAGGAGUGUGUUUUCAUCCUCCCCCAGAAGGAAAGCCCCUCUGCUUGGUUCUCUAAAGAUGGAAAACUCCUCUCAGUGACCUUGCUGCUGACCCUGCUGUCCUCCUGUCUGACAGUGGUGUCUUUCUACCGAGUGGCCACCCUGCAAGCAGAACUUCUGAGCCUCCGGGCGGAACUGCGGUCCUAUCAAGCUGAGCCGCUGCCAGCAUCUCCCCAGGCAGAAGCAGGAGCCUCCACCGCAGUGCUGAGGGAGACUCCAGCUGUCACCCCUGGAAUGCGAAGCCUCCUUGAACCAGGAGCAUCAGGAGAAAUCAACUCCGGGCAAAGCAAUAGGAGUAAACGUGCUCUUCAGAGUCUAGAAGAACCAGUCACUCAAGACUGCUUGCAACUGAUUGCAGACAAUGAAACGCCCACUAUACAAAAAGGAUCUUUCACAUUUGUUCCGUGGCUUCUAAGCUUUAAAAAAGGAAAAGCCUUAGAAGAAAAAGAAAAUAAAAUAUUGGUUAAAGAGACUGGUUACUUCUUUAUAUAUGGACAGGUUUUAUAUACAGAUAACACUUUUGCAAUGGGACAUUUAAUACAGAGGAAAAAAGUCCAUGUCUUUGGAGAUGAAUUGAGUCUCGUGACUUUGUUCCGAUGUAUUCAAAACAUGCCUGAAAAACUACCCAAUAAUUCCUGUUAUUCAGCUGGCAUUGCAAAGCUGGAAGAAGGAGAUGAACUUCAACUUGCAAUACCACGAGAAAACGCUCAAAUAUCACAGGAUGGAGAUGGCACAUUUUUUGGUGCUUUGAAGCUUCUCUGA